CAAGAUUACUUCUCUUCUCUCCUCGAGGAAUACAAUAAAUAUAUGGGCAUUGCCAAAAGCAGUAUGUUACCACAACUAUGGAUCCAAGGGUGCUACGUGUGCUUUUUCACGUGGCUAGCUACUAGAGGGUGAUUUUGACAACGGAAGGUUGUCUGCGUUAGUUGGUGUUACAUGUGAAAGGAGGCGGGUGAGGACAUGGAUCAUCUUCUCUUACAUUGCGGGCUAACUAUGAGGCUGUGGUAGGAUAUGUUUGGGUGGUUUGGCUCUCCUUGGGCAAUGCCAAAAACUGUGAAAGAUUUGAUUUUCAGUUGGAAGAUCAGGAGAAGGAAGAGAAGGCAAAGGGCUUGGAAUGUGGUUCCACUUUGUUAACCAUAGGCAAGCUACCAUGGUUCAAUAAGUUGUUAGAAGUUGGAUAAUAAGUUGUUAGAGUUAGUUGAAGUUUGUUAGAUGUUAGUUGUAGGUUGAUAGUGACUUACAACUAACUAGCAACACUCUAUAAAUGCACCUUACUCACACCACAUGUGUGAAGGAUUUGUAAUUACACAAUGUGAACAAUGUAAACUUUCAUCUCAUUUCCUUCUGUUUCUUCUCUUCUUCUCUGCUGUUUCCUUUCUUCUGCUGCUUCCUUUCUUCUGCAUCUCUUUUUCUUCCUUCUCGACUAGCUAUUCUUAAUUCAUAUAGUCGUCUAACACAACUCCAUCAAUGGAGUUAUCAUGGUAUCAGAGCGUUUGGUAAGAUCCUAGAGCAGUAACAAGUAGUUAAGUGCUUAGAAGCAGAGUAGUACAGGUGCUCAUUUCUGGAAAGUGUUUGAGUCGCAAUUAAGUCUCAGCAUACUCAGUUUCGAAGUUAGUUCAUUGGUGAACCUAGGUGAAGCUGCAACUGGAACACUAGGUGCUGAAAACUUUAACUCAAACACAGCAGCAUCUGAGCUUGUAAUUCCGAAUAUUGACCACAAUCAUCCUCUCUUCUUGCAUCAAAAUGAUACUCCAGGUAGCUCCUUAAUUUCUCUUCAACUAGUUGGUUCAGAGAACUAUGCAAUCUGGAGUAGAUCCAUGAGAAUUGGAUUGAUAGGCAAGAGUAAACUUGGAUUUAUUGAUGGUAGAUAUACUAAGUCUAUGUUUGGACCUGAGUUCUCGGAUGCUUGGGAGAAGUUUAAUGCUGUAAUCCUCUCUUGGAUUAUGAAUGCUGUUCGACCAGGAUUGUUGGGGACUGUGGUGUAUGGAGGAGAUGCACACAAAGUGUGGUGUGAUCUGAAGGAAAGGUUCGACAAGAUUAAUGGAGCUCAUGUGUAUCAACUCCAUAAAGAAAUUCAUGACCUAAGUUAGGGGACCAUGUCAGUUACAGACUAUUAUACAACACUCAAAGGUCUGUGGAAUGAAUAUGAUUCAAUUAUGCCUUGUCAAGGCUGUUCAUGUCCUGAGUCUAAGAAGUUUCAAGAUCAUUAUGAGUAUCAAAGGUUGCUAGAGUUCCUAAUGGGACUAAAUGAAACCUACUCUGUAGUUAGAGGACAGAGUCUGAUGCAGUCUCCAAUUCCAAAUCUGAACAAAGCUUUUUCCCUUGUCAUAGAUCAUGAAAGUCAAAGGAACAUAGCACACACUAACUAUGAAUCAUUCCUUCCUAAACUGAUUGAAAGUACUGCAUUGUUUAGCCAAAAAGGGAGUGGUCAUGGAGUUGGUAAUGGUAACUCUGGUCAUCAACCUAGUGGAGGUGGUGGUAAUCCAAGUAGAAGUCACUAUGAAACUCAGUUCAAUCCUCAGAAACCACAAAAGUCUGUCAUCACCUAUGAAGUUUGUGGUUAUAGAGGUCACACUAAGGAGCAAUGUUUCAAGGUCAAAGGCUAUCCAGUGGGCUGGAGAUCCAAGAAGAAAACUGGUAGUUCUAUAACUAGCUCUAGUUCCUUUGCUAACCAAGUUACAGUUGCUCAAAGUGCAGGCUCAUCACACAAUGAAGAACCUAGUGCAGCAAACAGGUCACCUGCAGCUUUCUUCACAGUUGAUCAAUAUCAGCAGAUCAUGCAGCUACUAGCCAAAGAAAGUGACACUGGUGGAGAGCACUCAGCCAAAGCAGCCACUGCAGUAUCUCUACAGUGGACAGGUCAAGGGGAUUGGUAGAGAAGAUGAAGGACUCUACAUUCUCAAGGAAGGCUUCAA
This is a messenger RNA of Solanum dulcamara, 2150 nucleotides long. RefSeq lists its product as uncharacterized. The transcript is spliced from 2 exons. The coding region runs from base 1332 to 2111 and encodes 259 amino acids. The record is from RefSeq and is a predicted model, not a curated record. Lineage: Eukaryota; Viridiplantae; Streptophyta; Magnoliopsida; Solanales; Solanaceae.